AUGUCUUUCAGCUCCAGAUCCUACGGCCCAAGGACCAUGAGUGUCUACGGUGGAGCAGGUGGUCGUGGGACCCGUAUCUCCUCAGCCCAGAUGAACUAUGCACCAUCCCAGGGAGGCCUCAAUCUUGCCGACGGCCUGGACCUCCAUGUUGGAGCCAAUGAGAAGGCCACCAUGCAGAAUCUGAAUGACCGUCUGGCCUCCUACCUGGAGAAGGUCCGCACCCUGGAGAAGGAGAACGACCGCCUGGAUAAGCAGAUCAGGGAUUGGUACCAGAGCAAAACUAUCAUCUCCCACGACUACACCAGCUACUUCGUCAUCAUCGAAGACCUGAAGGACAAGAUUCGUAUCGCCUCCAGACUCAAUGCCAAGACAGUCCUGGACAUCGACAAUGCAAAACUGGCUGCCGAUGAUUUCAAAACCAAGUAUGAGAACGAGCUGGCCAUGAGGAUGGCUGUGGAGGCAGACAUUACAGGACUGAAGAGGGUGCUGGAUGAGAUGAAUCUGGCCAGGAUGGAUCUGGAGAGUCAGUAUGAGAACAUGAAGGAUGAGCUCAUCAUGCUCAAGAGGAACCAUGAAGAGGAGCUGACUAUGAUGAGGAGUCAGAUGGGUGGUCAGGUCAAUGUGUCCGUUGACGCUUGUCCCGCUCCAGACCUGAACAAGGUUAUGACAGACAUCAGGGAACACUAUGAGAGUGCCAUCGCCAAGAACCGCAAGGAACUCGAGUUGUGGUACCAGAACAAGAUCGCAGCAGUGGAACAGGACGUGGUUGUACACACAGAAACUCUAUUAACAACCCGCACAGAGAUUAAAGACCUGAAGAGCACACUCCAGAGGCUUGAGAUCGAACUGCAGUCCCAUUUGAGCAUGAAAGCAUCUCUGGAAGGCACCUUGGCAGAGACUCAGGCUCGCUAUGCUGCACAGCUAGCAAGUCUUCAAAACAUGGUCACAAGCCUGGAGGCCCAGCUGUCCCAGAUCCAUGCCAACAUCACAAGCAGCAAGCAAGAGUACGACAUGCUGCUGGACCUCAAGACCAGGCUGGAGCUGGAGAUCGCAGAGUACAGACGGUUGCUGGAUGGGGAGGAUGAAAGCACAAAGCAAGUGGUCACCAAGGUCAUCACAGUUGUGGAGACAGUUGUGGAUGGAAAGGUAGUGGAAACUAGCAAGACUGUUGAUGUGGAUGUCGAUCAGAUUGAGUGA
This is a messenger RNA of Scomber japonicus (chub mackerel), 1197 nucleotides long. RefSeq names its product keratin 98 (gene krt98). NCBI's taxonomy places the organism in Eukaryota, Metazoa, Chordata, Actinopteri, Scombriformes, Scombridae. The coding region runs from base 1 to 1197 and encodes 398 amino acids. Gene Ontology annotation, molecular function: structural molecule activity. The transcript is spliced from 8 exons. The record is from RefSeq and is a predicted model, not a curated record.